CGCAAAUCGACUGAGCUUCGCAGCAUUAGUCUGAUUCCUAAGCCUAUCCAUCACAAGUUGACUUCAGGAGACAAGGACUUUUAGCAGCCUAGGGGCUUAGCUCCGCCGCGUGCGCGAAAGCGCGACAUUUCUGUCGGCCCCGUUUACUUGGGCUUCAUAGGUCAUAGUACGCUUGAAUAAUCAUCCAGCAUAUGAAAUACUUGGACGGGCAGGAGGGCGACGAGUAUUUGGACUCGGGCCUGGGCGACCCCAGCCACUUCAUAGGCGACGAUCCAAACAUCGAAGAUGUACCGCCUAAGCCCGGGCUCGUUCCCUGCGCUGCAGCUACGACCUGGAGCUCACACAUAGAUGGAAACCCAGAAGCGACUUCCCUCAAGAUUGCCCGGGACCUGUGCAUGCAGCGUAUCCCCGUGGAGGCCGACACUAUGUGGGUGGGCAGCAGCGCGCCGCCCCCGGAGCUGGUGCCACCCCGGCUCCUGUUGCAGCGCGUCCUGCUGCUGCAGCAGGAGGCCUGCCGCGACGCCCCCACCAGGGAAGACGCCGCCACCGCCACCGCCACCGCCACCGCCACCUACCACGCUGCCACCACCUCGGGCAGUGACUGUGCGGGCAUGGGGUGCUGCUGGGCCAGCCGGUGCAACCCCGACACAGCAGCCACGGCCGGCUGCUGCUGCUGCUGCCUAACCGCCAGCCACAGCCACAGCCACAUGACCACAAUGAGCGGCACGGGGCAGCAGCAGCAGCAGCAGCAGCAGCAGCAGCUGGUGGUUGCAUCGCCGGCGGGCCCAAAGCCGCUGCUGCUGUCCAAGAGGCAGCAGGGCCAGCAGCGGGAGGCAAAACAGCAGGAGGUGCAGCGACCGGCGGCGGCGGGUGCCGAUGGCAGUAGCACAGAAGCAGGGGACUUCAUAACCCGCACGACGCUCGGCGGCCAUCGCCCUGCUGACAGCGCCGCCGCCGCCGCGGCCGCCCCCGCCGUCCCCUACAACUCCGGUCGCGGCCGCACAACAGCAGCAGCAGCAGCCACCUGCCGCGUGCUGGGCCUGGUCAUGGCACAGCAGCAGCGGCUGCGGUAGCAUGCAUGUACAAGCCUGGUUCAGUGCUCUGGCGGCGGUCACCGUGAGGGUCUGCCGUCGCAGUUGCCGCAGCAUGUAUGGAUGGGCUCGCUUGUAGUGAACGUGUAUCGGGGGUGGGUCGAGUCCAGGGGGUCGGAAUUUGACGCAAGGCGUUAAUUUGGAUGGGCCGCAAGACUAAAGCAAUUGUGCGCUCACGCACAGGAACAGGGGAAACACAGUGCUUCUGUUGGAUGCUUCAUCUAUGGUUCCGCAAACGUACAGAGAAAGCAAAAUAAGUGGAUCUGUCGCUUUUGAAGUGGUGGAGCGUUAGACGCUGGUGACGAAGCCGCAUGGGGCGGGUGUUGGCAUCAGGCAUAGGGUGCAUGCGGUCAUGGCGUGUGUAGCCAUGGCGACGUAUGGGCAUCGGCGGCAGUGCCGCUUGCUCGCAAACAGGUAGGGCUGCGCGUGCCUCGUUGCGCGGUCGUGUUGGGAGGUGUCACAGUGCACUCACAAUGCACGUGUGUGCGUGCGUGCGUGCGUGCGUGUGUGUGUGUGUGUGUGUGUGUGUGUGUUUUGAAAAAACAACAAAACGUAGCCCGCCCAGACGGCGCGCCGGAGUUACUUACGGGUACCUACCAAUACUGUGUGUGUGUGUGUGUGUGUGUGUGUGUGUGUGUGUGUGUGUGUGUGUGUGUGUGUGUGUGUGCGCGUCAGAGAGCAAAUGACUGGACAGAUGUGAGAUAAGAGAAAAGGCGGGCAAGGGAAUUUCCAGGGCGGGUAUGCGUAUUUUAGCCUGUCCUGCUUGUCCAUAAGUAACUUGCCUCACUACAUCAACACAGAUACUGUCAUACCCACUGCAUCUUCAAGGCAGUUGGUUCAACGAAUGCGGUUAUGCGAAGGGAAUCGUAGGGACGAAUGCCCUGUGGAGGUUGGUGAUACACGCCUGUUAUGCAUACGUGUCAAGAAGUUGCGCUUGCAGCGUUGAGGUGUGUGUGGGGUCUCAUGGGGGCCUAAUAUCACAGUUUUGUAGUACGCGGUUUUGUGUUGCCAUGCGUUUUCCUAGAUCACCGAUGGCGCGCAAUGAUUGACGUAGUGCAUAAGUUGGUUGGCUGUGAAUGCUGUCAAUGCGGGGGCAUGUCGUGCAUCCAUGCGGCCUGUGCUGCAAUAGCUAACGCUUUGUGUCCAAUGCCUCUUACGGCGGUAAGAGAAGAAGUGGAUUAGGACCAGGCACCCCUGAUUUGGACAUGAAGGUGGAGAAGAUAAAUAUCAUAACAUGCACUGAUGAAUGUCACGGUAAAGGUGAGCGGUCCUCAGCCCCCGCCCCCUGGGCAGUGGGCUGCUGUGGGUCCGGUCUUACCGUACGGCUUAAAGCAGUGAUUAUGUGAUCUCGUAUGUGAUGAGUGAUGUUGGUCAUGUUGCGAGGGCUACGUGGUCCUGUGUGCACGUGACGUGGGGUGCGGGGUGCAUGCAUGCACGCAGGGUUCAGUGUUGAGGAUGGGAACACGAGUAGUGUGUUUGUGGGCAUAGGGGGCGGCUAUUGCAGUUGUGGGUCUACGUCCGACCCGCGCCCGACACGCGGCCUUACUUGUAUUUGUAUGCACUACCACCCGCCGGCCGGUACUGAUAAGGGAAUUGAUGCUGCUUUUCUUAUUCACUGUGAGCCCUCUGAUGAGGAGUAAGCACUCUACGGUAAGCACUCUACGGUAGGACAUUGGUACGAAUUGGUGUGCGAUGGGACAUUGCUGGUAAUAAUGGGAUAGUGUGAAGUGGGCAAGGGUUUUUACUGUGGGAACUGGCAAGGGGCUGACUUCACAAGUGGGAAGGGGCUUCGGAAGUGGGCGCAUGCGGGUACGGGCCCUUCGGCAUCUUAUACCGUAUAGUUCGCGGCCCCGCCUCUCUCUCAACAAAUGGGUGCCUAUUAGCAGGAGUGUGCACGUCAGGCAAUAAAGGCCGACCAGGGUGGGGGGCGCUGGAGGCGCACAGAAUGGUGCGGGCCCAUCCCGUGUCAGGUCACGGGCCCCCGCGCCCAACAUGUAACGCAAGCACAAU
This is a messenger RNA of Chlamydomonas reinhardtii, 3101 nucleotides long. RefSeq lists its product as uncharacterized. NCBI's taxonomy places the organism in Eukaryota, Viridiplantae, Chlorophyta, Chlorophyceae, Chlamydomonadales, Chlamydomonadaceae. The transcript is spliced from 3 exons. The record is from RefSeq and is a predicted model, not a curated record. Bases 192 to 1073 code for a protein of 293 amino acids.